Microtus ochrogaster (prairie vole) is the source of this 1430-nucleotide messenger RNA. It is a transcript of the gene Immp2l, whose product is annotated as inner mitochondrial membrane peptidase subunit 2. NCBI's taxonomy places the organism in Eukaryota, Metazoa, Chordata, Mammalia, Rodentia, Cricetidae. Gene Ontology annotation, cellular component: mitochondrial inner membrane peptidase complex; membrane. Gene Ontology annotation, molecular function: serine-type endopeptidase activity. The record is from RefSeq and is a predicted model, not a curated record.
GUGGGCGUGGCGUGCCGCGGCGGAGGGCGUGGCGUGCCGCGGGGACUUCCCCUGGGCUGAGCUGCGCAGCGGGAUUUUGGCCAAAUUGGGCGAGGGUACAAUAUUACCACUUACCCCUUCUCACCGAGGAAGAGCGGGAGAAAGGGUAUGGCACAGUCCCAAGGCUGGCUGAGAAGAUACUUCAAGGCCUUCUGUAAAGGCUUCUUUGUGGCAGUGCCCGUGGCAGUCACGUUCCUGGAUCGGGUCGCCUGCGUGGCGCGAGUGGAAGGAGCCUCGAUGCAGCCUUCUCUGAACCCCGGAGGAUGCCAGUCCUCCGAUGUGGUCCUACUGAACCACUGGAAGGUGAGGAAUUUCGAAGUCCAGCGUGGAGACAUUGUGUCACUGGUGUCUCCUAAAAACCCAGAACAGAAGAUCAUUAAGAGAGUGAUUGCUCUUGAAGGUGACAUUAUAAGAACCAUUGGACACAAAAACCGUUUGGUCAAAGUUCCCCGUGGUCACAUGUGGGUUGAAGGCGAUCACCAUGGACACAGUUUUGAUAGCAAUUCUUUUGGACCGGUUUCUCUGGGACUUCUGCAUGCUCAUGCUACACAUAUCUUGUGGCCUCCAGAGCGCUGGCAAAGACUGGAAUCUGUGCUUCCUCCAGAGCGCUUCCCAAUCCAUAGCAAUGAUGAGUGACCGCGUGAGAGGCCCAUCAUAGGAGGAGCUGCAGACACCAGAAGCAUCCUACCCAAGAGAUGCUCCAAUGAUGCUGAGCAAGAGACCUCUGUAUUUCUUUAAGGUGGUCUGGAAUUUCACAAAAAAAAUGUUCAAUAUUAAACACUAUUAAAUGACAACUGGCUUUGUGUUGUAUUUAAUUCCAUAUUGUUUAUCAUGAAAAAUAUGCAGGCCUUGGAGAACAUGAAAGCAUUCUACCUGUGCGUAUUAACGGAAUUAAACUGGAAAAUGUGCAUAGUUAUAGAUGAGAUCUUUCCUUGAAGCCUGCUGCUAAAAUAUUUUAAAAAUUAAUGUGCAUUGAGGAUGAUUUGUCUUUUAAUGUUAAGACAGAACAGGGGAAACCACAUAUUAUGCAUAUAAGGAUAGUGAUUGUAUUGUAAUUGAUGGUAUCCUCAGAACAGUGACGGCCAGCUAGGAAGCCCAGGAACUGUGUGUGAUGUCAAAUAAAACAGUGAUUUGUACUGAUCUCAUUUGGGGUGUUUAAUUAUCAGUUAACCAAACAUCCACUAAUGAAAAACAUUUUAUCUCUUAUCUAAGACAGAAAUUAAAGUAAUGGCAAAAAAGUUCUGUCAAUACUUGACAAAAAACCGAGUGUUUUUUAUUGGCCCUUUUUAAUAUAAAACUUCUGAGCAAUCCCAUGCCUGUUCACAGUGAUGAAUAAGUUCAUUGGUUCAGCAUUUUAUCACAUUUGGCGGAAAGUUCUAUCUAAAAUGGAA